Molecule: messenger RNA, 971 nt
Organism: Girardinichthys multiradiatus
Lineage: Eukaryota; Metazoa; Chordata; Actinopteri; Cyprinodontiformes; Goodeidae
Gene: swi5
Product: SWI5 homologous recombination repair protein
Exons: 6
Coding region: 16-444 (142 amino acids)
Biological process (GO): double-strand break repair via homologous recombination
Cellular component (GO): Swi5-Sfr1 complex; Swi5-Swi2 complex
Source: RefSeq, a predicted model, not a curated record
UGGAGUAGGACCCAAAUGCAGACAGGCAGGCAGGAGCAGCUCGACAAAAUGAGCAGAAAGGAGAAUGUUGACAGUGAAAAUAGUGUUCCAACGCCGGAGGAAUACGACCUAAAGAAAGAAACAUUCAAGAGAACUCCAUUCUCAAAGUCUAAGAAAGUAAAUUCUCACUUUAAAUCCCCUCUUCAAGUAGCGGAAAGUCCUAGAGUGAGUCCUGAAGAGGAGGUGGAAGAACUACAGAGGAAGAACGAGCAGCUGGAUUCAGGGAUCUCACAGCUGGAGGAAGAGGGAUAUAGUGUUGAAGAGCUGGACCAACAUAUUGAUAAGCUGCAUGAAUAUAAUGACAUCAAAGACAUUGGACAGUCGCUUCUGGGACGUAUCGCUGCUCUGAAGGGGACCACCACACGAGAUCUCUACACACGCUUUGGUCUUGAUCUGGAUGACUGAAAAUGAUAGCCUACAAAAUGCAGUUGUGAAUUCCUCAUCAAACCAGUUAAAGAAUAUAAAAGUUAAGGAGAACCAGCCUACUAAAAAGCGGCAUGACUUGGAAUUUUUGGACUAUGUCCGUUUUAUUUUCCUUUUUUAUUAUUUUACAAUGGGAGACCUGAAAAAUGGUGGAGAAAAUUGACAGAGUUCAAAAUGCAUGUUAUUUGAAACAUGCUUGGUAUUUAGGCAUGUAGCGCAUGGCAAGUUACUGCGUAGUGAUUAACAGACUUUUCCCCAGCUCCCAGCUUGUCUAAGGUAUGAGAGAAUAAAUGUAUUUAUGCUGCAAGUUAGAAGGAACUGUUUCAUAUUUGGAGUCACAUAAAGUUUAGAGAAACAUGACAACAUUGUUAAAAUAUUGCAGCAUUUUCUGUAAUUUUCCUGAUGAAUAGACUGUAAUCUGUAACAAAACAAAAUACACAAAGCAUUGUCACUUUGAGAUUCUUAUGCAUUCUUACUUCAAAUGAACAUUAAAUAGAUUUAUUUAAGGA